Molecule: messenger RNA, 2582 nt
Organism: Phaedon cochleariae (mustard beetle)
Lineage: Eukaryota; Metazoa; Arthropoda; Insecta; Coleoptera; Chrysomelidae
Source: the annotation of a GenBank genome assembly
UUUUUUACAAAGGUAUAGGUACUGUGUCAAUCGUAUACAAAUACUGGGCAUAUGUGAACGCUUUCCUCUGGCCAUGUCUAUUACAUGGUCGAGCCUUUAUCGCAUAGCAUGCCAUCGCUGGAGGUGAAAAACCAUUUUCAGUUUUCCUUCUGUUGGUGAGAGAUACCAUGGAUAACUAUGCCUAUCAGCCGGAGGAAAACAAUGGGAGACCGUUUACUAUUUCAAGAUAUCCACCACGAAAUAUUCAAAACGACUACUUAGUUGAGGUACAUUCCAGAGGAAAAAUAUUCAAACACCACUCCUUCUACAAGAGACUGUCCAUACUUUUAGUUAUACUAGCUGCCUUAUUCCUUAUUGGAUUAAUCAUUUUAAUUGUGCUAUAUACGAAAUCGAAAGAGAACAUAUGCAUCUCCAACGAAUGCCUCAGAACUGCCACCAACCUGAAAUUCUCCCUGGACCUGUCCGCGGAUCCUUGCGAGGAUUUCUACCGGUACACGUGCGGUAAAUGGUCCGAAGAGCACCCCAACCAUGGUUGGUGGAGCUCUUUUUCCAGCUUCACCACCAUCACCGAGAAGGUCGCGAUAGCUUCGCUCAAUGCGCUGACCAAGGCUAGCGUCGACAAGGACGAGGACGAGCCGGAAGCUUUGAGGAAAAGUAGGGAUUUUUACAAAUCCUGUAUGGACGUAGAUGCUAUUGACGAUUUGGGCAUGACUCCCAUGUACCAGUAUCUGAAAAGGGUGAAUCUGCCUCUGCUUCCUAGUUACAUCACAAAAACGGAGGCAGAAAAAGCAAAUUUCAUAUUCGAUUGGAUGAAAAGUGAGACGAGGAUCAAACAGAUCUUCAUGAUGGAUAUAUUUAUCGGAGCAGCAGUAGAUGCCAAUAUUUUCAAUGGGUCCGAAAACGUUAUUUAUAUCGGGCAAAUAUACCAGAAGUGCCCAUUACCAAGUCCAUUGAAGAAGACGAAAAAGCAGACUGGAAGUUCCAUAAUAAAUAAACAGGAUAAGAAUGAUGAAACUGAGGUAUCCUAUGAGGAACUGUCAAAAACCAUCAAUACUAAUAUCAUCAAAUAUGUUUUGCAACAAUUUGCCCUCAACAAUACCAAGGAUGUCCCAAACGACGAAUUACUACAGAAAGCCGCUAGCAUAAUAAUAGAUACUUCAGAAGCCAUAGAAGAGAUCGUGGCUAACUGUACGGAUCCAGAUACAGAAGACACAAACACAUUUUCUGUAACCUUCGAAGCUCUUCAGAAGAUGACCGACAAGAACCUGGCAAUUCCGCAACCGAACCUUUGGAACGACUACCUCAGCAACCUCUUCGAUGGCACGAAUAUCACCAUAAACCCCGAGAAGGACCUUUUGUACGUCACUGACAUGGACCUGCUCUAUCUGAACAAGAUCAUGAAGUUCGUCUCGGACAGUCCUGGUAUCAAUUUGGAGUUGUACAUGUGGUGGGCGACUGUUUAUGCGAUGAUCAUCAAUACGUCUUCUGAUGUAGUCGAGUACAUCAGUAAACAAAUGAGCGUUUUCAGUAGUGGAUCUAGUAGCGUUGCCAGAGCUAGAUCAUUGGAAUGUGCUUUACUUGUUGAGAAUUACAUGGGAUAUGCAGUUAGUUAUGCCCUAGCAGACGAAUCAUUUCCAAAUACAACGAAACCGAAAGUUGAAAGGAUGGUCCAUGAGCUGAAAAGUGCGUUUGUCAAACAUGUGAAUAGUAUCAAUUGGAUGGAUAGUGCUACGAAAAAAGUAACGUUGGAGAAGAGCAAAGAGAUGAUAACGUUUAUCGGUUAUCCUGAUUGGCUUUUCGAGAAAGGGGAACUUGACAAGUACUAUGAUGAUGUAAUAAUUAAAUCAGACAGAUAUUUGGAUAACAUGAUCAAUACCAUAAUUUCCAUUAAUUUGAAACAAUUGAAUAAGCUCAGAAAACAACAUAUACGGGACUGGUACAGUGAACCGAUUGAAGUAAACGCAUUCAACUCAUUUUCAGAUAAUGCAAUAAAUGUUCCAAUGGCCAUUUUGAGUUUUCCUAUGUAUCAUCUCGGACUCGAGGUUUUGAACUAUGGAUCCAUAGGUACGAUAUUAGGACACGAAUUAACUCAUGGUUUCGAUAACAUCGGAAGAAAACAUGACAAAUAUGGUAACUACGUACAAUGGUGGACUAACAAGACUAUCGAGACCUUCGAAAAUCUCACUGAAUGUUUUGUUGCUCAGUACGAUAAUUAUACAGUUGAAGGUGUUGAGGAACAUGUGAAAGGUCGAAAGACACUUGGAGAAAAUUUAGCAGAUAAUGGUGGUCUAAACCAAGCAUACAGCGCCUAUGAAAGUUAUGUCAAAACUUUUGGCGAAGAACCCAAAUUGCCAGGUUUCGAAGAUUUCAGCAACUACCAAAUGUUCUUCAUAGCAUACGGCAGUAUAUGGUGUGAAACAACGACGAUUGAGGAUUUGAAAGAUCAGCUGGAGUAUGACGAACAUUGUCCAAACUCUGUUAGGGUGAUAGCAACACUGCAGAACUCUGAGGACUUCUCUAGGCACUUCAACUGUCCUGCAGGAUCCCGCAUGAAUCCAAAGAAAAAAUGUAAAAUUUGGUGA